GCCAAUUUCUUGCUUUUGCGGCCGCUAUCGAUGUCUCCUGGUACCUGAUCCUAGAAAUAACGGUAGAACGCGGAAAAGAGAGCGAACAAAAGGAAGAUUGUGAGGGUGCUAGCUACAAAAGGACCCGAAUUGCGACAACUGAGCAAUGACUGUGCGCGUCCCGUACCGUUGUGGCAAGCCACGACAGGCACGACCCGUCCCAAGGGGUGUGGCGAGGCAAUUUCUGCACCAGGGAACGGCGACUGGAACCUUGAUAAGGCUUCUUGGACCUCGUGAGGCGCUAUUCCUGGAAGUUUGUUGAAGAGAG
Messenger RNA from Hyaloscypha bicolor E, 307 nucleotides. RefSeq lists its product as uncharacterized. NCBI's taxonomy places the organism in Eukaryota, Fungi, Ascomycota, Leotiomycetes, Helotiales, Hyaloscyphaceae. Bases 146 to 301 code for a protein of 51 amino acids. The record is from RefSeq and is a predicted model, not a curated record. The transcript has a single exon.